Messenger RNA from Aspergillus steynii IBT 23096, 1395 nucleotides. Its product is annotated as glycoside hydrolase family 28 protein. Gene Ontology annotation, molecular function: polygalacturonase activity. Gene Ontology annotation, biological process: pectin catabolic process. The record is from RefSeq and is a predicted model, not a curated record. Bases 196 to 1287 code for a protein of 363 amino acids. The transcript has a single exon. NCBI's taxonomy places the organism in Eukaryota, Fungi, Ascomycota, Eurotiomycetes, Eurotiales, Aspergillaceae. Gene Ontology annotation, cellular component: extracellular region.
CUUGGCCGCAACCACGCAUAUAAAGGACGUCCUGUCCGGACCCUUCCAUCCUUUCUCUUUCUCUCCAACCCAUCGCGUUCAUUCAUUCUCUCUUUUACCUUAUCUCCUUUUGCUUCUGUUGAUCAGGCUAUUCGUUCUUUUUCCUCAACCUAAUUCCAGCCACCAAGUUUCUGUUGACCAGAAACUUAUCUCAAUAUGCGUUCCUUCCAGCUUCUCGGCCUCGCCGCUGUCGGCUCUCUCGUGUCGGCUGCCCCUGCUCCCUCCUUGACCAAGAAGGACUCCUCCUGCACCAUCACCUCCGCCGCUGAGGCCACCGAGAGCGUCUCCGGCUGCUCCAAGGUCGUCGUCAAGGACGUCAAGGUCCCUGCCGGUGAGACCCUCGACCUGUCCAAGGUCGACGACGGCACCACCAUCACCUUCGAGGGCACCACCACCUUCGAGUACAAGGAAUGGAAGGGCCCUCUGAUCCGCAUCGAGGGUAAGGAGAUCACCGUCAACAUGGCCGAGGGCGGCCUCAUCGACGGUGACGGCUCUCGCUGGUGGGACUCCAAGGGCACCAACGGCGGCAAGAAGAAGCCCAAGUUCCUGUACGCCCACAAGCUCGAGGACUCGACCAUCUCCGGCCUCAACAUCAAGAACACCCCCGUGCAGGCCAUCUCCGUGCAGGCCACCAACACCCUGUUCGAGAACAUCCACAUCGACAACUCGGACGGCGACUCCAACGGCGGCCACAACACCGACGCCUUCGACGUCGGCGAGUCCGACGGCGUGCAGAUCCGCGGCGCCGUCGUCAAGAACCAGGACGACUGUCUGGCCAUCAACUCGGGCAAGAACAUCGAGUUCAGCGGCGCGACCUGCUCCGGCGGCCACGGUAUCUCCAUCGGCUCGAUCGGCGGCCGUGACGACAACACCGUCUCGAACGUGACCAUCGCCGACUCGACCGUCACCAACUCGGACAACGGCAUCCGCAUCAAGACCAUCGUCGACGAGACCGGCGACGUGUCCGACGUCACCUACUCGAACAUCGAGCUGUCCAAGAUCCACAAGAAGGCCAUCGUCAUCCAGCAGGACUACAAGAACGGCGGCCCCACCGGCGAGCCCUCCAACGACAUCCCCAUCAAGGGCCUGACCGUCGACGGCAUCACCGGCUCCGUCGACUCCGACGCCGUCCCCAUCUACAUCCUCUGCGGUUCCGGCAGCUGCACCGACUGGACCUGGUCCGGCGUUGACCUGUCCGGUGGCAAGGACUCCACCUGCAAGAACCAGCCCUCCGGCGUUUCUUGCUAGAUUUCUCGCCCGGUUGAUUGAGUGGAGGUGUCGCGAGUGAUGGAGGCCAGCAGGAGGUGUAUAUAUGAGAUCGAUCUUUUGUAAUUGCAUCUACAGACAAUAUAAUCA